UAGGACCUGAAGAACUAUUCGGAUUGUGCGAAGCCGCUACUAGUUUUUUUCUCUUCUAGAUUAUCUCUACGCGCACGCGCAGUUAGUGCGGAUAUCGCCCCUUGUUUUUUUUUUGUUUUCGAUUGUGCCGUUAGAUAGUGACCCAGUGAACUGGGAUGAGUGACGACUUCUUUGACAGCUUUCUGAUUUUCUGUUGAAGCUAAAAAUAACUAGACUAAUUGUAGUUUGAAAGAAAAGGUUCAAAAUAUUCAAUUUUUUAAGAAAGAAUUUUUGAAGUGCUUCAACAAAAAACACAGAUCUCAUCCCAUCAAAAAGGUACUAUCAAUGACUAGGAUAAUAUUUUGAAAACCUUUUGGAAAAUGUCAAUGGCACAACCUCUAGUUGGUACCAGCGUACCACCCAUUCCAGAAGAAUCUGCCGAAUCUACCCCGAUAGUUCCCCGGAGAAAAUCGAGUACGAAACCCCUUGACAUUUCGUCAGUGGAAACAACUUCGAACCCAGAAAAUAUAUCAGAUGGAGAAACAGUGAUUUCUUGCUCAGAGACUCCUGAACCGAACCCUGCGGAACGCCGCAGAAGUUCAGGAACGCUGGCUAAACUCGUAAAACAAAAAAAAGUGGACGGCACCGUGGGAUUUAUAAACAAUGGGUUUUCGGCGGAUGUUUCUGACGCCGCGACGCUCAGUGAUGUUCCGAGUAAAGCGUCGGUUGUCGAUGAACGGCUUGCCCAACGUCGGAAGUCUUUAGUGCCUAUGUCCAGUAUGGAGGAGGAGAAUUUGAGAGAACGGUUGUAUCUGGCUCAGUUGAGACUGUGUACUGAUAUUGUGAAUAAAGAAGCUAAAUAUACCAGGGAUUCGUUCAGGAGACUAUUUCAAUCAAAG
Messenger RNA from Leptinotarsa decemlineata (Colorado potato beetle), 878 nucleotides. RefSeq names its product NADPH oxidase (gene Nox). Gene Ontology annotation, biological process: defense response; superoxide anion generation. Gene Ontology annotation, cellular component: NADPH oxidase complex; plasma membrane. Gene Ontology annotation, molecular function: calcium ion binding; superoxide-generating NAD(P)H oxidase activity. NCBI's taxonomy places the organism in Eukaryota, Metazoa, Arthropoda, Insecta, Coleoptera, Chrysomelidae. The record is from RefSeq and is a predicted model, not a curated record.